AGCGGCACAUGCAGUGACAACCUUGCUCGUUGAACGUCAGAACGGCAGCUUGCUCUAUCAAUAGCUAUGGAAUCUAAUAUAUCUGUCGACCUCGGACGAUAUCGGAGAAUCAUGCAAAUGUUUUGGGAUCCCGAGCCUUCCAACGAUGUGAACAGUGAUCAGCCUGUUUGGUGUCUGGGCCGCUCUUACAAGCUAGACGAUUCCAGCUCCAGAGCUGCAGGCAAGACAACCUCCGUUAGCCACGAUGCACCAGAAUCCAGUCCACUAGAUGCCGCUGCUACCUCGCCUCCGGCCCAAAGCCCUCCGCCAGUAUCCAAAUCGUCAGUAAAUGCGCUCGAAACACCGCCAGCGUCCACCUCGAGUAGCCUCUCAUCAGCGGUAGCUGACGAGGAGCCGCCUCCAGAAAGAGGAUGGCCCUCAGCAUUCGUGGAAGACAUGGCAUCCAAGUUUUGGAUGACAUACAGAUCCGGAUUCGAACCUAUACCAAAAUCUGUGGACCCAAAAGCUGCAUCUGCUCUUUCAUUUUCCAUGAGGAUCAAGAGCACGCUUUCAGAUUCAGCUGGCUUCUCUUCCGAUAGUGGCUGGGGUUGCAUGAUUCGUUCUGGGCAAUGCCUUCUCGCCACAACUGUCGGCAUUCUGCGAUUAGGUAGAGACUGGCGGCGCGGCCAAUCCCAGGAAGAGGAACGCCAGCUAAUAAGCAUGUUUGCCGACGAUCCAAGAGCCCCAUAUUCAAUCCAUAACUUUGUACGCCACGGGGCCACAGCUUGUGGAAAGUUUCCGGGCGAGUGGUUUGGUCCAUCUGCUACUGCUCAGUGUAUUCAAGCUCUCACAACUUCUUCAGGACUUCCUCUUCAUGUCUACUCACCCAAUGACGGCCAGGAUGUUUACGAGGAUAGCUUUAUGAAGAUCGCAAAGCCCGAUGGACAAACUUUCCAUCCGACAUUAAUUCUCAUACGGACACGCCUCGGCAUCGACAAAAUCACUCCAAUAUACUGGGACGCUCUGAUCGCUGCUCUCCAUAUGCCACAGUCUGUUGGUAUUGCUGGCGGCCGCCCUGCAUCUUCCCAUUACUUCGUGGGUAGCCAAGGGAGCUACCUGUUCUACCUAGAUCCUCAUCAUACACGAAAAGCCAUUCCAUAUCACGCCGAUAUAACCAAAUAUACCGAAGAAGACAUCGAGUCAUGCCAUACCUCUAGACUGCGUCGAAUUCACAUCAAAGAAAUGGAUCCGAGCAUGCUGAUAGGUUUUCUUAUUCGUACUGAGAGUGAUUGGACUGAAUGGAGACAGUGUGUAGCAAAUGUCCAAGGGAAAACUAUCAUCCAUGUGGCAGAUCAUGAGCCUGUGCUGUAUAGCGGCGAGGGCAGAGAUGGCGCGGUGGAUGAAGUUGAGCUAUUGAGUGACGAUGACGACAUGACGGCAACAUAAUGUUAUGAUCGAGAGCCGUCUUUGAAUAGCCAAGCACUCACACUCAGGAUAGAUGGUUAUGUCUUGGGACUUUAUAUCGGCGACUGCAUCUGGAGCGAGGGUGCUUUAUUUUUCCUCUACCCUGACUUUUUAUUCCAGCAUUUCACAGACGGCGUCAUAUGAAGACCCCGGUUCACGGAUACGAUAUGUCGGAUGACAAAUUUUUCACCUCUUCUUCCUAUUGCCGAUAUCUCUAGAUUGCGUAAUGGGGGCAGCGUGUCCGAAAUCGCGAAUAUGUUUAAAUAGCUUCGUCUUAGAGUCAAACUCUGCUGUGCAGACAUUGCAUCGAUGCU
Molecule: messenger RNA, 1757 nt
Organism: Trichoderma asperellum CBS 433.97
Lineage: Eukaryota; Fungi; Ascomycota; Sordariomycetes; Hypocreales; Hypocreaceae
Gene: ATG4
Product: Cysteine protease atg4
Molecular function (GO): protein-phosphatidylethanolamide deconjugating activity
Source: RefSeq, a predicted model, not a curated record